CAGACGAUCAGAGUGAAGACGCCACCGUCAGCAGUCCAUAAUAUGCGUAAAAACAUCAAGAGCAGCCAAGAAGUUAUCUGAUGAGGUAAAUCUGACAGAAGCUGAAAACACUUUCUUGUGAUCAACAGAAAGUCACCAUGAUGGAUUGGCGUGAACUCUGGAUGGUGACUUUUGAGCAGACACCUCCCACCUAUCACCUGCACCCUAUACUUGGCUCUCUCCUCUACUACACGGCUACUUUCCUCAUCGCCAGUUCGUUAAGGCGAUUAAACAAGGCUGCGAGUCCACGCCGUCUGCAGGAAUUCAUCGCUGAUUUUAUUUCGACAUUUCAAACGUGUGCCGUCAGCUUUGAGAACGGGAACUCACUGCGUCUGUAUGGCUGGUUGGGCCUGUAUCUUGUGAUAUUCACUUUGAUGAUGUGCUACGCCAGGAUAUUUACAGACUCCUGUGCAAACCCUGUGGGGAACGCAAAGAAAUAUUUUCAGCAUCGGCAGUCUCUGAUGAAAACCCUUCUUAAGCUUGUCUUACAAGCAUUUUCUGGGUACUGUGCCUUUCAGUAUGUGAAACACUUCUGGUCCCUUGACUUUCAUGAAUAUCACUCCAUACGGCUGCAGCAAAAGCAGUGCUAUACUUACCUGUCUGUUUCGGUGUUACUAGGCUUUCUUAUUGAAGGUGGGGCAACAAUGACAGAUGUUGUAUUACAAUCCCAUCGUUUUGUACCUUGGAAAGGUCUGAACAACGUCCUGACAUGCAGUUUGUUGACAGGACUAAUUGUGUCAGGCCUGAGUCUGACGGGGAUGUUCUUCCACCCAGCCAUGGCGUCCUCCCAGAACUUUGGCUGUAAGGGUACUACCCGCUGGGAACACAUCGUGGUCUACUGGCUGGGGCCAUUUGUUGGCUGUUUCCUGGGCGUUAAACUUAACAGCCUCAUCAAGAAAGCCACAGAAAUCCCUGGCUCUACACGUAAGUCCAAAAUAGUGGGCCACAAGCAGGAAAAAAGAGAGAGCAGCCGUAAAAUGAACGGCACAGGUACAUGCAAUAGUUCUAUAGACAGUCACCGCAAGUCUAAAGGCCAGACAGCGGUGAGGAAAAGAGUGGCAAACAGUAACAGUGUUACACAGAUGAGAAGUACCAGCAUUAAGCGAAACGAGUGAAGUCCUGACAUGGUACUAAAAUCAACCACAGUCCUUUCCAUUUUUGGUGAUUUGUAAUUUGACAAAGGUGACAAAGAAAACCUAUCUCAUUUGUCAUUCUUAUUGGCAGUGUUAUCCAUGAAUUGCUGAUCUCCUAUACUGAUUAAGAUGAUAACCUUAAGACUUUAGUAUACUUGGUGCCAACUUGGUUCCGCAGAGUAACCAUGGUAACUUUCAUUGUCAGUGAAUUAUUAAAGCAGGUAACAAACUGUAUAUUUGUUUGUUUACACACAGUGUACAUGUACUACUAAUUUGUGUUCAAUCUGAUAUAUGAAGACUAAAUUUUGUAUUAAAGAGUAAGUUAAUGAUGAAUUCUACUAUUUUUUAUCCGUAUUAACACAUAUAUGUACAUAUAUAUAUAUGUAUUGGUUUUCUUCAUUACCGUGUGUUUAUAUACACGUGUAUAUACAGGCUUGUAUGAUUCAUGGCUGCACACAUUUACACAGAGUCACGUGCAUAUGAUGUGAUGUGGUUAAAUCUCAGGAAUAUCUGUUAAUUACACGUAUAUUUUGGUCUGGUUUGUCAGUCUUGUCUUCCAUAUAACAGACACUAAGUGAGGGUGUAUAUUGAGUUGUUGUCGUUGGAUGUUACUAUACUAUAACCUUGUUACACAUAUGAGUUUACUCAUGCUGAUUUUUAGCCAGGAUAUCAGUGACUUGUUAUAAUACAGUCAGAGAAAAUCAUUAUUUACGUAUUUGCCAGGUUUUUCUUUUCUGCCAAAACAGCAGCUGUACAUAAAAAAAAUCUGAUCAGUUUGUAAAGAUUUUUUUUAUCUUGGCCAAAGAAAAAGAUAUCAAAAUAUACAAAAAAACAAAAAAAAAAUAACAAUUGCAAUGAAAGCUGUGUAGUACAGCCUUGUUUUGGAGGUUGGUCCGGUUACGCCUAAUAAACAUAUUUUUGUUGAUGGCCCAAUUUUAAUCUCAUUAUUUACAACAAAUUUAAUUCAUAUACUUUAUGUAUGGCAUGCUCAAUAUAUAUUAAUUUACAGAUGUUAUAUAACUUGUGCUGAGAUUUUUAUCAUGCUGAUUUGAAUGGGAUUUCGCAUUAUUCAUGUUACGCGGUCAGUGAUUAUUUCCCAAAGGAUUGUUCUCAUGUUCACGUAUCGCCGUCCAAAUGGUUACAUGCAUAUCUUUGACUACUGUAUCAUGUGUAAGCGAAGGAUACCAUGAAGAGGAGGUGUUUUAAUAAUGUUUGGUGAGGAAUUUUUACAGGACAAAACUGGUCUUAAUUUAGCCUACUCAUCACAUAUAAAUAUGUAGCAUAUCUGCCCUCCGCAAAAAAUGGGGUUUAAAUUAUUACUGUGAACAGCCUUCUUCAUGUAUUAAUACAAAUCUGUGGUGGAAUCAAAAUUUUUUUGGGGGCAAUCCUAGUUUUUCAGCAUUCUUUCCAGUGUUAAGGUUUACUCAUAUAUCAAAGAACUACUGGGUGGAGGGAUAAAUUCACGUGUACAAGACUGCAUCUUGGAAAGCUUCAGGGCUCUUAUUAUGGACUAAUGUUAUACACAGGACAGCAUUUUUUCAUUGAAUUUUAUGUACUGCAAUUCUUAAGCCUUUUAACGUGUUUGCAGGUGUUUGUCCAAGCAUAUUCUGAAGGCAUAGUUCUGUUUGGACUGAUAAAUUUAUACUUUUUGCGAAAAGCUGAAGCUAAUACAACUAAAUCAAGUUAAAGAUGUGCAGAAAUGGCAUUGAAAGUUGUUCUCUCGUUUGCAAAAUGGUUGAGGAAUUAGGGAUAGUACGUACUUUUGGGAUUUUCACUGAAAUAGGGCAAAUUAAUCUGUAUUCAUUUGUGUGCAAGGUUUUUGGGAUUUUCACUGAAAUAGGGCAAAUUAAUCUGUAUUCAUUUGUGUGCAAGGUUUUUCCGUCAUGAAUGCGAUUUCGAUUCACAGAUAUGAAAUCCAUCUUGUAUCUACUUUUGUAUAUCAUGCAUAAGUUAAACUUAUUUUAAAAGCUCUUGCCUUGAACAGAAUAUUGAUGUAUUGCACCCCUGAACACCUGUGUAAGUCAGCAUCUAUAGCUUUCACAUUUGGAUGAUCCAGUUGGGACACUGUCUCUGACUGAUAACAUUUUAAUUUAUUUAUUCAUGAAGCAAAAAGCUUAAAAUCUGAUUGUGACCAAAACGUUGGCUAAAUGAUUUUGGAAUGUGAACAUGACGAACCCGAACGAAGCGUAAGGUUAACUGUUAAGAUUUUUAAUUAUCAUACCUAUAUAUAGAUAUAUAAUUUAGUGAAAUUGUGUACAUUUGAUGUGCGUAUGGAGGUCGUUGGUCUCCUGUGGGCCCUCCCGUGCUCUAAGCUGGCUGCCGUUGUGUAAGUGAAAUAUCCUUUAGUAAGUGCGGCGUAUAACAGCAAUCGAAUGAAUGUAAAUAAAUAUACAUGUAUGUAAAUGUACAUACACGAUGCAGUAGGGUAGGAUGUUAAGUUUAACUGUUAAAAAUGGAUCAAAGAAAAAAAAAAGCUGUUUAUGAGCUAACUGCCUCCAUUGUUUAUCUUGAAUCCAUUUUCACCCACUGGGACAUGUAACAAGGCUGUCGGGCGUGUAUUCGUGUUAAGAUUGGAUAAGACGACAUUUACGUUAAGAACUAAGAGACUGAUGGUGGGCCUAAGGCAGCUACCUUUAAUAUUUGAGUGCCCUAUUAGGUACUAUAAUGUGGGCUAAAAUCGUCAAGAAAUCUUGAGAUUUCGCAGCUGUCAGCCUAAACACGUAGCUUACAGUCCUGUAAUGUUAAUUGACAAUUACAGCAUCUAAGUGGACAGUUUUCAAAUUUUGCUCUUAUCUUAAUUUGGUCGUAAAGCGUAUUAUGUGAUUGAAAAAAGGCCGCCAUUUCACUUCUGUGAUGCCAGUGUCAAAAUAUAUUACAUCUGCUGAGAUAAGAAUUUAUUUUAUAUUUACCCUUUUCGUGAUUUCUUUUCAAUAAUGGAUGACCACGAAAUUUGAUGUGCUAAUUUUUGUUAUUUCUGCUCAAGACUUUGUGUUGAAAUUAUCUAAAUUGACAUCGUAAUUUUUUUUACAUCAUUGAACAUUGUUGGAAUGUUUUUGUGCUAGCGCUGAAGUCUAGUGUAUUAUGUCAGCAAUGGAGUCUCACAUUUUGUCUUGGGCUGGUUUUACUUUCGUUAUGUAAUGCCUAUCCAUAUUUUAAAUAGGUAAAUGAGCUGUUGAGCAUACCUAAUGCUCAGUAGCAGUGCGUUUGUUUUAUCUAGAGAACACAAAAGCUAAGCUAAGUCUGAUCCUUUUUGUUGUUGUUUUUUUUUUGUCCAAAUGAUUUGUGUUUACUUUUUGUACAUAUAUGAGCUGUCAGCGUAGACAAUGUAUAAUCUGGUUUUUGGUAUAUAGGUUGGCAUAUUGUAUUUUUAAAGGUUCCAUCUGUUCAUGAGCGUUUUCUGUUUUGCUAUUGCACAUAUCUAUUCGUUGCAAAACAUACUAGUAUGUUUUUACAUUUUCGUGCCCGAGGGGUUAAGAAGCUUACGCUUAAGGUAACCCCAGGCCUCCGCUGUUAGUGCCAAUACACAGUUGACAUUAUUCGCAUGAUCAUGUAGGUGGUCUUGCAUGGACCUCGCCAGACAUAACUUGCCUUCCAUUAGGAUGAUCUUGAAGUCACGUGUAAGAAAGUGUCAAAAGCCAGGUGGUUUAUGGCGUUCACUUCGAUUUUCUCCACUCAUGAAAUUGACUUCAGACCCUAAAAGCGAAAAUUCUUCAGCACGGCGUUAAUCCCAGAUCAGAUGAAUACAUGGAUCAUUGGCGUUCGUUCUCGGACACAGAUUUGUACCCUAUGUGUUUCUUGUAUCCAGGUUUGGGAAACACCAAAACUAGUCCAUUGUGCUAUUUAAAUCUUUAUGCAUACACACAAUAGUAAUACAUGUAAUUAUGCUGUGAAAAUUUGUUUUCCAAUGUGUAGUAUUACGUUGUACAUGUAGCGUUAUAGUGAUGUACACACAAUUCCAAGGCAAUGGUCAUUGUAUUCGCAUUAUACAUGGCAUCACUUGUUUGUGUCAAAAACAGAAGAUAUUUUCUGUCGGCUUUCACAAAUCGCAGCGAUUCUUUUGGUUCGUUUUGGGAUCAAACAUUUUACACCAUAGCUAUAUCAGUUGUAAAU
This is a messenger RNA of Liolophura sinensis, 5282 nucleotides long. RefSeq names its product aquaporin-11-like. The coding region runs from base 138 to 1154 and encodes 338 amino acids. Gene Ontology annotation, molecular function: channel activity. The transcript is spliced from 3 exons. The record is from RefSeq and is a predicted model, not a curated record. Gene Ontology annotation, cellular component: cytoplasm. NCBI's taxonomy places the organism in Eukaryota, Metazoa, Mollusca, Polyplacophora, Chitonida, Chitonidae.